CAAUAACUUACAAUAAACACACAAUUUUGCAAAAUUGUUUUUAAUCGAGUCGGUCUGGUAAUUUUAGUUGCGCUCGGUUGGCAACGCUUGACAGCUGACAGUGAUUUAUUUUCUGGCUUGACGUGUGGUAUCUGAGAUAAAGAAAAAUCGAAUUAGCAUUUUGUGUUGGUGUUGUCGAUUGUGUUCCAACGAAUUAUGUUUACAAUUGAAGACAAUAAACUCGAUUGAAUGUGCAUCGCGGCAGUUUUGGUGUGGCCUUGUUCUGUUCCGUCCCUUUGACACCUUACACACCCAGUACAUCCUUAAAAGUUGCUGUUUAGACAGUUUUGCGGUUUGAUUGAAGUUCUAAGGAAGUUUUGGAAGAAUCAGGUGAAAACCAUGCAGGCGAUAAAAUGUGUCGUAGUAGGCGACGGUGCCGUCGGUAAGACAUGCCUGCUCAUUUCGUACACGACGAACGCGUUUCCGGGCGAGUACAUUCCGACCGUGUUCGACAACUACUCGGCCAACGUGAUGGUGGAUGGCAAGCCCAUCAACCUCGGGCUGUGGGAUACGGCCGGUCAAGAAGAUUACGACAGGCUGAGGCCGCUCUCCUAUCCGCAGACGGACGUCUUCCUGAUCUGCUUCUCGCUGGUCAAUCCGGCCUCGUUCGAGAACGUGCGGGCAAAGUGGUAUCCAGAAGUGAGACAUCACUGUCCCAACACGCCCAUUAUUUUGGUUGGCACCAAACUGGAUUUGCGUGAUGACAGACAAACAAUUGAAAAGCUGAAAGAUAAAAAAUUGUCACCAAUCACUUAUCCACAGGGAUUGGCGAUGGCGAAAGAAAUUAGCGCAGUAAAGUAUUUGGAAUGUUCCGCCUUGACGCAGAAGGGACUUAAGACAGUGUUCGACGAGGCGAUCAGGGCCGUCUUGUGCCCCGUCAUGAUGGUCAAGAAGCCAAAAAAGUGUAGAAUUUUAUAAUCCAAGAAAACUGCCCAUGAUUAAUAUCAAAUUACUUCCUUUUUAAACCAACAACACUAAAAUCGAAAUCUUAUCUCGAACACUCUUGAGGUCGGUGGUUUUGGUAAUAAAUUAAUUGUUUGUUCGCAGAUGUGGUUUAAAAAGGAUGUUUGCACAUUUUUCAAGCAUACAAAAAAUUAAUUGGGAGUGCGACGGUGAUUCACUACUGUUUUUCGCGAGAGGUAACAUUACGUCUGCAUUUAUCUAGGUAACGAGUAAUAAAUAAUAUUAAGGCGCUCGAGAACUUUUGCCAAUCUAUCUACGUGUUCAUAAUAAUUAAUUUUCUUCUAUUAAUUCGUUGUUUUAUCUAUCAGUCUCCUCUGAAAUGUUUAAGUACAAACAUUAUUAUUAUUAUCAUUGAAUUUUGUUGAAUGUAGAUAUAUUAUAUUUUCUAUUUGAAGUUUAUUGUUCGAUUAGUUAAGUGAGGUUAGAGACUGACGGAUCAAAUCAAACCUCAAAAUCAGGUCGCCCAAGCGGCCGCUGCUGCCAACUGACAAAAAUUAAAUGGCACUAAUUCAAAGUAUAGAGAGUUAAUUUACAAGUGUUUAGUUAAGGAGUUACUUUGUUUUACGUGCUCUUCAGGUAGACAAACUUAUCUGGAUCUGCUUGGUGUAAAUAAUCUAGGCUUACAUUUAAAUAUACGGUGGGUGGCCGAAUUAUCAAAGACACUGGCAAUUUAUUUGAAGUUUGGAUGGAUUUAGUGAGUUUUUUAUUUUGUAUAUUUGCCGUUGGUACUAUAUCUUUUUAAAAUGUAGAUUUAAAAAAAAUUAUGGGAUGUUUCAUUGAAUUAAUUACAAAAAAGUAACGUACUAAAUAAAAAACUUAAUUGUCAGUUAUUUUUCUCACUGAAUCAUUCAAACUUCUAAAUUUUAAGAAACUGCUACUGUCCUUAAUAAUAUGGCAACCCACUGUACUAUGCUCCACACCCAAAAGUCCCACCAAGACAUUUGAUCACAAAUUAUUGAGGUAAGUUUAACGCUAAUUUCCUAAAAUAUAUGAUUUUUUAAAAAUUGUUUUUUUCUAAAAAAGUCUUGGCUUUUUAAUAAAAAUUCAUUCUUUGGCCCUCAAAAAUUCAAUUAAGUGCCUUGCGGCAAUUUUUUUUAAAGCUGAGAAUUUUUAAAUUAUAUAUGUCAUUUUCACAAUGAGGUUAUUUUUUGGUUCUUGUUCUUAAUUCUGAUCACAAAUAUGUGUUCAGAGGAAUGACCUUUAGCUUAAUUUAUAUGCUUAUUUUUUGUUUUCAUAUAAUUAAGGUUAUGUAUCUGUCCAAUUAACGCCAAUUUUACCUUUUCAAAAAAUAAUGUAAUGUAUGUACCUAUCCUAAAACAACAUUUUUAGUGUAAAAAAAUCUCAGCUUAAAAAAAAUCAAAUUCAAAAUAAAAAUUGCGAAAAAUCGCAUUUGUAACCUUAAUUGAACUUUUGAGAAUCUGCUUAUAAUUUGGAAUGAAUAUUUUCAUUGCAAAGCUAAGAAUUUUUUAAUUAUUUUUAUUUAAAUGUCAAGGGGGGACUUUUAGUUGUGGGGCACAGUACUUUAUGUUAAUUGUUUAUUAGUAUUUUAAAAUUUUAUUAAUGGAGAAUUCUACUUAUAUUAUAUUGAUUGUAAUUAAUGGAGUUGUCGACGAUACGAUACAUUCUAUAUUUUUAUAAUUGCUCUGCUUAUUUCAAUUACUAUUAUUAUUGUUAUUAUUAUUAUUAUUGUCCAAGCGGUACAGUUUAUACGAAUUUAUUCUUUUCCAAUGUGCAAUAUGGUCUAUAACUGCUUGUUUUUAAGGUGUUGUCUUUUAUUCGCCUCUAAAAUUAUCGUGACGUCAUUAAUUGAUUUAUAAGACGACCUAUUAUAUACAAAUAGGUGCCUUGGCUUUAUUGUUUUUUUUUUAAUUGAAUUAUAUCUGGAACUGAAUUGUGUUAAAUUAUGGACCAUCUUACACAAACAAGUACUAAUUAAAAUACCGUCAAGUCCAUGUGCAUAUUUUGAUGAAUUUUAACUGAGAGUCCUACAAUAUUGCCAACUUUUUAAUUGUACGCCAAUUUAGUGUUAUUCAUGUGAGUUUAACCAUCAUGUUGAUGUUUUAAAAAAUGUACGAUAAGAAAUGACUACAGUGUUGUUUAAAAAUGUCUAUUAUUAUUACUACUAAAAAAAUUAAAUUGAAUUAACAGUAAGUGUAAGAUUGUGUCAUAACGGGACUGUGUGUAUUUUGUAAAUACUAAAUAGGUAAUAAUAUAAGAUUUAUAGAAUAAAAAAAUGUCAACAAAAUGUAUUUGUUUUAUUUUAUUAAUUAAUUAAUUAAUUCAACAUGCAUAACUGGAUAACUUAAAUACUUCAUUGUAUUUCAUUACAAUUCUAAAUCAACUAAUGGUAGAUGUUUUUUAACAAUAAUUAUUACGAAAGUUUUAAAAUUAUUCUGGUACUAUUUUUAUCCAAGUCUCUUCCUCUUCCCCAUCCUCAUUUGGUAUUCUAACUUUUACCAAUUGAAUUGGUCCAUCAGGAGUCUCAAUUAUUUGAGUUUCACCA
Messenger RNA from Brassicogethes aeneus, 3505 nucleotides. Lineage: Eukaryota; Metazoa; Arthropoda; Insecta; Coleoptera; Nitidulidae. The record is from the annotation of a GenBank genome assembly.